AUGCUCAAUGACAAUGACGCCUCAAAACGAGGACACGAAUACCCGAUCAAUCGAUCACGAGUCUCAACUCUGAACACGGACAAAAUUGCAGACCUUGUCUCUUCUCAUUCCUGGGACAAGGUUGACUAUGCUCAAUUGAAAAAGGAUGCUCCGGGCCUGGUUGCGGCCGCUGCCCAUGCGGUCGUGCCCAGCUGGACGAAUAUGGCCAUGAUGGUUUCUUUAAUCUUUGGAGGCUGUUGUGCCAAUGUCUUUGCACUGGAAGCGAUUAUCAAAGAACAACCAACAGCCGGACCCCUUAUAACAUUCGCCCAAUUCAUCAUCUGCGCCCUCUUCACACUCCCUCACUUCCUAUCUCCCUCCUCGGGUCUCAAAGCCCUCUUCAUCAAACCCCGCGCCAUCCCCCUUAAAUCAUGGAUCAUCUACACAGCCUACUUCCUAACAGUUAACCUCCUCAACAACUGGGCCUUUGCAUAUAGAAUCUCAAUCCCACUGCAUAUCAUCCUCCGCUCUGCCGGCCCAGUAGCCUCAAUGAUAAUCGGCUAUAUCUACAACGGCCGCCGUUAUUCCACCGGCCAGAUUGCCUCAGUGGGAAUGCUGACAAUUGGCGUUGCAGCGGCGGCCAUGGCCGAUGCGCAGGCGAAGGGUUCUCUGAAAGCAGAGACGGAUACUGAUAUCAUGACGACUGUUACGGGAUUUACCAUUUUGGCACUUGCCAUGGUCCUCUCUGCUUUCCAGGGAAUAUAUGCUGAUCGACUGUACGCAAAGUAUGGACGAGAUCAUUGGAAGGAGGCGCUUUUCUAUUCCCAUGCGUUGUCUUUACCACUUUUCUUUACAAGUUGGGGGCAGUUGGCUAGGCAGUGGCGGGUUGUUAUGGCGUCGCCUUCUUUGGUACAGGAUGGCGUGCAGGUGUUUGGAUUGGUCAAGUAUGGUAUUGUUGCGGACUUGCUGGCGCAGAUUCCUGUUCAAGUCGCGUAUCUUGCGAUGAAUGCUUUGACCCAGUACCUGUGUAUUCGAGGGGUGCAUCUUUUAUCUGCCAAAUCCAGUUCGCUGACUGUGACUAUUGUGCUGAAUGUCCGCAAACUGGUCUCGUUACUCUUGUCGAUUUAUCUGUUUGGGAAUCAUUUGGCCGGGGGUGUAUUGAUUGGUGCCGCCCUGGUGUUUGUUGGUGGUGGACUGUAUGGAUUCGAAGGUGCGCGUUUGAGAAGUGCAGCGAAAAGAAAAGUACAGUGA
Molecule: messenger RNA, 1230 nt
Organism: Penicillium soppii
Lineage: Eukaryota; Fungi; Ascomycota; Eurotiomycetes; Eurotiales; Aspergillaceae
Exons: 4
Coding region: 1-1230 (409 amino acids)
Biological process (GO): transmembrane transport
Cellular component (GO): Golgi membrane; endoplasmic reticulum membrane
Molecular function (GO): UDP-N-acetylglucosamine transmembrane transporter activity
Source: RefSeq, a predicted model, not a curated record